Messenger RNA from Physcomitrium patens, 4001 nucleotides. RefSeq lists its product as uncharacterized. Gene Ontology annotation, cellular component: histone deacetylase complex. NCBI's taxonomy places the organism in Eukaryota, Viridiplantae, Streptophyta, Bryopsida, Funariales, Funariaceae. Gene Ontology annotation, biological process: regulation of DNA-templated transcription. The record is from RefSeq and is a predicted model, not a curated record. Gene Ontology annotation, molecular function: protein binding; transcription coregulator activity.
UCUGUUUAUCCGUCAGUCCGUCCGUCCGUCAGUCCGUCUGCUGGUGAGUCUAUUCGUCCCGCGAUGGUGAUGAGAACAAUGAUUGGAGCCUGGUAUCAUUGCCACUCCGCCUUAAAUGCGCUCAUGUGCACAGCCGAAUCAUGAAAGCAUUGUUCCGCAAAGCGGUGAACACUUAACUUGGUGAUCAGCUAUCUACUCCCCUGCAAUGCAAUCGGAGGUGGGCUAUGUCAUUGUGCGCGGGGGGGGGGGGGUGUCAGUGUUCGUGGAUCGAUGCCAUGGCACAGAAGAAUCCCCUUCGGGAGAGAAUUGCUGGGGAAGGGGAAAUAGUAAGUAAGUAAGGCGAGGUGGGGGGAAGGCAGGAAGGAGGAGAUCUAGCGCCGUUUGUCAGCCAUGUCUCUCCCUUUCAUAAACCUCGUCACUAGAGAUUCCUGGGCGAGGCAUCCAUGUUAGUAGGUUGUAGCCUCCUCUACCGUUCGUCCCCGCUCUCGACGUCUUCCUCUCCCUUUCUUUCCUCGGGGUCUGAGCCCAAUUACGCGAGACUAGUCUCGGGCGUAUGAUCUGUCCCCCUUUUCUUUUUCUUCUUCUUAUUUUUCCUUUUACAUGAUACUCUUCCCCUGAGAGGAAGUUGCAGUGGUUGCAUUUCCAGUGAGAGUUGCCUCCAGGUUGUCAGUCAGUCAGUAAGGCACAGUUCGUCAGCAUAGACAGGUCUAGCUUACAGGCGCUACAGUUUUGUUUCACUUUUUAUUUAUUUUUAAUUUUAGUUUUAAUAUUUUUGUUUCCGUCAACUUCUUCUCUGUCUGUCUGUCUGUCUGUCUCUCCCUCUCCCUCCCCCUCCUUCCCCCUCCCUCCCUACUUCCCUCCCCUUCUACUUCCCACCUAGAGUUUGGUCCAUUCAUCAUUAACAUCAUGGCCCUGGCCCUGCUUCCAAGAUCCCCCGCCGCGUUUAUGCUCACCUCUCGUCUUUACUUUUUAUGCGCAAUUGCUGAAUUGAUUGUUUGAUUCUGGGUUUCCAUGUAGCCUGUGAGGAAAUUGUGUGGGCUGAGAUUGGAUGUGUUGUUAGAUAGGGGGGGGAGCGGCGAUCGAGUUGGGCUUGGGGUUGAAGCGUGGAGUGGAGUGCAGAGGGUACGAGUGUCCGGAGGUGCUUGUAGUGGAGUUGACUGGCUGUUUUUAUUUUUAUUUUUAUAUCUUCAUCUUCAUCCUCCUCCUGCUGCGUGGCUGCAGUUGAGGUGAAGGAUUUUUUAAAGUAGAUUGAGGCGGAAGAGAAGGGGAUGACGACGUGGUUUGGCGCCUGUAGGGAGUGGAAGUUUUCAUGCGGGUGUGGGUUGGAAUUUUGCAAGUGGAUCUGAAACAUGGGGAGGAAUGUGUCGAUGAAGUCUUCUCGGUGUAUGUCAUCAGCAUGCGACUUCCAUGAAAUAGUAGCGCCCUUGUUACUAUUCUGUUUGGUGAAAUUGAACGUGUAACGUAUCGGUUACUAUAUAGAUUAGACCGCGUGUGGCAGCAUCAUGGGCGUGUGGGGAAGAGAAAGACUGACUUGGUGUUUUAUAGAGGUGUCUGAGUGAGGCUCUGUAGUUGAAUGAACAACUAGUCGAAGCAACUACGAAGGAGAUCAGUAGUCUCAUUACGUGAAGGAUAUAUUUCGGGUGAACACCAGUGAAAAUGGGCUCUUGGAGUCUUCUUUCCUGUGGAAUGGACAAAUAUUACUCUUAAUUUUUCUUUCUGCAACAUUCUGUUUCUCAAUGCGACAUUGCAGACUGUCAAUUCGUCAUAUGUUAUGAGAGUACUGCAGAGAAGGCUGUUCGUUCGCUUCCUUUAUCCUUUUUUCCCCCCCCCCCCCCCCCCUUCGUAAAUAAUUGAUGCCUGUGAUUAUCGGUUACUCGAUCUGAUUAUUCAGAUUCCGAGGGCUCAGGCGAUACUAGUACAUACAACGCUACUUUGAUCGGAAUGAGUGAAAAUGGGUUGUGGACGGUGACGCUGGUGGCCGGAAAUGAUCUUGUGUGUUCUAGCACACCGUGAUUACCACGCGAGGCGUUUUUUCAGUUAGUAGAUGCCAGGGAGGGGUUUUCCAGACUUGGAACAAACUCGGCCGUUUCAAUUUUCAGCCUUGAGAGCUGUGACUUUCUCAAACCAUUUUGCAAAAAUCAUAGAAUUGCAAAUUUGGUCUUGGUAUUCUCCUCUGACUUCGACCAGACCCAGUACUGUUUUGAGGUUGAACGUGAGACCGAAUUGAGGUUAUGGCUGGGGCACUAUUCCUUGCACACGGUGGCAGAGUGCGGGUGCGGAGUAGCAAAAUCUAAAAGCGGGCGAGAUUGACAAUUUGGAGAGCAAGAGAACAACAAAACAUAAUUAAAUUAAAUUAAUACAUAGAAAUUUGUGAUCUGGGAGAGGGAAAGGCAAAACUAUUUUGAGGAGGAACAAGACUUUGGCUUCGGUCUUUUAGAGUGGAAAUGCUGAAUACCGAAGGGAGCCCGCCGGCCGUUCACUAUCGUUCCGGCGAGGAUAGUGGUGAUGAGGGGCUCGCCGUUCUACCCAGACACACGAAGGUCCUAGUAACGGGCAACAAUCGCACCAAGUCCGUCCUUGUGGGACUUCACGGCGUUGUUACGAAAGCUGUCGGUCUCGGGGGAUGGCACUGGCUGGUUCUCACUAAUGGCGACGAAGUCAAGCUUCAGCGCAACGCGUUGAGUGUGAUUGAGGCCCCUUCUGGUCACGAAGAGCAGAACGACAAUGAAGAAAAUCUAUUUUCUAGUGGAACAAGUCUAGACAAUGUUCCUAGAAAUGCAUUCAAGCCCAGGGUUCAGCCGCGAAAGCCGCCAGUGACGAUUGCACACAGCGCAAGCAUAACAGAGGAGCAUGCAAUGGCAACCAAACAUGCCAAUUUCAACCGCUUAUUCGAGAGAAGGGACGAGGUGGAUGAGGGAUCCAGCCCCAUUUCUGCAGACCUACCGUUGGUGGAUCUUAGUAAGCUGGAAAUUGCUGCCCUGAAGAGGUACCGCAGGCAUUUUAAAUUGGUGGAAGUUGGUCCAAACUCUACCAAGGAGCAGCUUCUUCAUGCUGUCGGCCGACACUUCAUGUCACAGGAGUUGGACGAGGCACAGGUCAUCGCGGCGUUUAUGCACGCUGCGAAGCGUCCCAGGCCAUAAGACAACGAAAUGCAGACAAGGCUCACACAAUUCGAGCUCUUUACCGAUCUCCACGACCUCGGAAAUCAAGAGGCUGGUAGCAAUCGGAUGAGGACGAAGACACAUGAUGAUACACAAGGAGUGGGGAAAAAAUCACAAUUCCUGUUGUCGGAGGAACUUUUCAGACCAGAACCAACUCCACUUGCUUCCUCUUAUAUCUUAAAUCACGAUACUCUCAACUCUCAGCUCACAGCCCAACACACAGUCGUAAGGCUAGAGCCUGAUCUCGAAGUGAUUUCGCACACCAGAGGGUUGAUGGAGUAAUCUAUUCUGGUUACUUCAUUACUUCCACCAUUUGUACAGCACAAGAAGAAAAAGAAGAAGACAACGAAGAAGCUCAAGAAAACCGAUAAGGUGGUAUUAAGCUGGUGACUGAGUAAUGGUGACUAGUUAUUACUCUCUUCAUCCCUAGUGCAAUGUACAGGAUCAUUCGACAAAUUACGGCAAUGUGCUCAUCAGAAGUAUAUCAGCUACUCUACAACAGGAGUGAACGCCGAGUGUACAGGUUAAAGCCCAACUUCAGCCACCAUUGUUCUAGUAUGAGAUCUCACCACCGUGAUGCGCAGGGGUCAUACGCUUAGUGAGGAUGUAGAGGGAGACCUUUGCCCCUUCUUCCUUCAUCGAUGCAAAUAACACGAGCAGCUCUCAUUUUCCACUAGUUUUACGGACUUGAAGCAGUCGAGUGCGAUGUGUGGAAAGUGUAGAGAGAGCAACCUUCUCGUAAUCUCAGUGCAGCCAGCUCUUGCUGUUGCGGCAAAUCGUCAUCAGAAAAUAACAUUCUUUUUGGGUGAGAGAAAUAAAUUUGCAUAAUUUAACAUGUGA